AUGGAGCCAUUAUGUCACAGUAAGAGGUUGUUUGUUGUUGCUGUUGUGUGUGUGCUUGGUGCUAUUCUCCAAGCGUUUCGUUUCCUAUUUCUCGUUGUAGGGACUGAGCAAUUGGCACAUAUCACCGACAAAAUGCAUCAAAUUAACUCUCUCCUCGUCCUCUUCUUCUUCCUUCUUUUUCGAAUUCCCUCAACAACGGGAGAUAUCAAAACGGCAACGAUCUCCUCAGACUCUCGUCGAACCAUCCUUUUUGAAGAUUUUUGUUUCGAUCUCACCGGCCACCUUUCUCUCAACGUAUCCAAUGUCUCAUUCACAACCACCUCUACCAUCCCUAUAAACACCUCACGAAUAGGUUUCUUCUUUGGCGAUUUAUACGCCCUCGAAUAUUAUGGAAUGGUGAUACUUGAUCAGGAAGGAAAAACAUGCAUUCUUGAGUCCCCCAACCUAAUCCCAGGACUUUUCCAACCUAUAGCCACAUUUGCAGAACUCUCACCUCCUCCCCAAUCUUCCGUCAGCAAAACCCUCCCCAUCCCUCCUUUUACCGUGAACAACGAAACCCGCCCCGUACAUUCACCAGACCAUCUCGGAAUCUACUUUUCCAAUUGCGAGCCGAAUACCUCCGUCUCAAUGCACGUUCACGUAGAAACCUAUAACAUAGACCGAAAUGGCAAGGACUAUCUUGAAGUCGGUAGAACUCAAUUGCCAAUGAUCUACUUCAUUUUCUCCUUCCUUUACAUGCCGUUUCUGGCCUUGUGGGUGUACAUAUGCUACAAGAACAGGUCAUUUGUUCGCAAGAUACACAUUCUAAUGGUCAUAUUGGUCGUAAUGAAAUCGUUGAAUUUAUUGUUCGAGGCAGAGGACAAACACUACAUCAAGGUCAGUGGAACCCCUCAUGGAUGGGACAUAUGGUUUUAUUUGUUCCAUUUUCUUCGAGCUCUGCUAUUGGUAACCGUAAUCAUGUUGAUUGGGACUGGUUGGACAAUCUUAAAACCAACUUUACAUGCCAAGGACAAGGAAACCUUGGCUGUGGGCGUAACAAUUCAGGUUUUUGCUAGCAUAGUCCAUGUUUAUACCGAUGAAAUCGGCCCGUCAAAUAGCAAUUACUUGUAUUUGACUCUGGCGUUAUGUGUGGUCGAUUUGAUGGGCUUUACGAUUGUUUUCGCUCCAAUUUAUUCGACGAUGAAGACGCUCAAGGACGCCGCGAAGACGGAUGGAACUGCUGCGCGGGAUCUGGGAAAGAUGAGACUUUUGUCAUAUUUUAACGGAUGUGUACUUGCGUUCUGGCAAGUGAAGUGGUUUGCGUGGAUUUAUGUCAAUAGAUUCAGCAGCGAUACUGAUGAAGAUUGUGGUUUGGAGUGGUUGAUAGUUACAAUUGAAGAGAUUGUUGCCCUUGGAUUUUACAUCGGAAUGUUCUAUCUAUUUUGGCCUCGGGAGCAAAAUGAGUAUAUUGUUGUUCAAGAUGAAGAGACGGCUCUUGCUACCAUUCACAGUGAAUUCGCAGAUAUUUGA
Messenger RNA from Rhododendron vialii, 1509 nucleotides. Its product is annotated as protein CANDIDATE G-PROTEIN COUPLED RECEPTOR 7-like. The record is from RefSeq and is a predicted model, not a curated record. Bases 1 to 1509 code for a protein of 502 amino acids. Gene Ontology annotation, cellular component: membrane; Golgi apparatus. Gene Ontology annotation, biological process: transport. Lineage: Eukaryota; Viridiplantae; Streptophyta; Magnoliopsida; Ericales; Ericaceae. The transcript is spliced from 3 exons.